This is a messenger RNA of Carassius gibelio (silver crucian carp), 6740 nucleotides long. Its product is annotated as lysoplasmalogenase-like protein TMEM86A. Gene Ontology annotation, cellular component: membrane. Bases 126 to 839 code for a protein of 237 amino acids. The transcript has 3 exons. The record is from RefSeq and is a predicted model, not a curated record. Lineage: Eukaryota; Metazoa; Chordata; Actinopteri; Cypriniformes; Cyprinidae.
CUCUCUCUCUCUACUGCCGCGGAUGAUGGCCUGUCCCAAACACAAGACAAAAACAAAUUUCGUGUGCUCUGUUAGCGACGCCUGAUCCGUUCAUCCCUCCGCUGGCUGUUCAACCGCAGACAAAGAUGGUUUCUCCGGUCACUGUGGUCAAGAGCGAGGGUCCAAAGCUUGUUCCGUUCUUCAAAGCCACUUGUGUCUAUUUUGUUCUGUGGCUACCCACCUCAAGCCCUUCCUGGUUCAGUGCCCUCAUCAAAUGUCUGCCCAUCUUCUGUCUCUGGGUUUUUCUGCUCGCCCAUGGCAUCAACUUUUUAGGGGCCCACUCCAGUGCCAGGAAAAUCCUGGCAGGACUUAUUUUUUCAGCUUUGGGUGACGCAUUUCUCAUCUGGCAAGAACAAGGCUACUUUAGUCAUGGACUGUUUAUGUUCGCCAUCACCCACAUUCUCUACUCUUCGGCCUUUGGGAUGAAGCCCCUCAACCUGAGAGCAGGCCUGAUCAUCGCUGUCAUCUCAGGCUUCAGCUACACCCUACUGUACCCCUACCUCUCUGGUCCCUUCACCUACCUGGUGGCUGUUUACAUUGCUCUCAUUGGCUUCAUGGGCUGGAGGGCCAUUGCUGGAGUCCAGCUCGCCAAUGACCUCUGGACCUGGACGAAACUAUCUGCCUGCCUCGGAGCCGUCCUCUUCAUGGUGUCUGACCUCACCAUUGCUGUCAACAAGUUCUGCUUCCCAGUGCCCCACUCUCGAGCGAUCAUAAUGGCCACCUACUAUGCUGCCCAGAUGUUGAUUGCAUUGUCGGCUGUGGAAUGUCAAGACGCCGAUGCAGCUCGGAAAAGAGCCUGAGGAGCCGCAUGUUAACCAACCUUCCCCUAAUGACUCAACAUUGUUAGCAGCUACACAGGUUCAAGUUCCACUUUCUGCAACCCCUGGUCCAUCCACAGUUCCCCUGUCUGACCGUAGCCGGGAAAUUUUGGUUAUAGUUGAGGAAUUGACAGUUUAAGAUCACGUGAGACCAAAACAAUGGGAGAAUUCUUGCUGGAUUCAUGUACAAGGUUAGAUAGUCUUGAACUCUUAGUCAGGUUGACUCUUGACUUAGUCAGGUCUCUUCCCAUAAUAACUAUACUGCAUUUGUGUUUCCUCUAGUAGUAGUACCAUCAUUUUGGUAUUGAGAAAGGAAAGACAGGUGAGUUUGGCCUUCUGGUUACUCGAUCCAAAUAUUCAGAUUUUCCCAACUCACCCUACUUACUUUCCCAUUAAGUGUUGUCUCCAUUUCGACAGAGACUAGCCCAGGGUCCUCUCAAUGGCUUUGAUAUCUUGUCCACUUUAGAGAGUCCCUAAUGGCUUAUAUUGUGAACCAAGAGUGAGUCUUGAGUGACAUAGUGUUUGUCUCUAUAAUGGACUAGCACACAAUACAAAGUGGUUCAGGCUCUUCUGAGGAGUCUGGUUUCCCCGUCUCACUGUAGAUUUCCAAAAUCUAAUCAGAGAGCAGCAUGAAAACCAUUUAAUACUAUAGCAGAUAUGUUAGUGUAGUGCUGCUGUAUAGCCUUGUCAUAGCAUUGUGAGGUAUACCUUAUCCUGUGUGACUGACACAUUGCACCGUCAUUUUGUUUCAUAACUCAAGUUAGUAUACAAACCUCCAUGCCUACAUACACAUGUGCUGGAGAAGUUGUCUUGUCAUGCCCAAUUGACUGCAACCAGUGCUAGCCUCCAGAGAGUAGAUGAAGCCCGUAUCCUAUACUUCGUUCUGAGACGUGACCAAUAACAAUUGGAAACUCAGCUCGAGACUCAUAAAAAUGGGUGUAGGUCUCUUUCUUUGAGGGGAUUAGGUGACCGAGUGUUAUCUUUGUUUUAGGAUUCUGCCAAGUCAUCAGCAUUGCUCAGUACCUCUACCACAAGGAAACAGCAAAUAAGUACAAGUUGAAAUAUUUAUUUUGUCUGUGUAAUAUAAGAAUAUGUAAAGAGAGCCUGAUGUCAGACGAUACACAAUCUUCCAACCACUUUCCUUUGUCUAUAGCCAGUAAGAAACAUUUUACUCAAGGGAAAGUUGGAAGCCCUGUGGUGGCAUCUGUGUCGUCAGCUUUAGCUUAGCCUGUAUUUAGCCUGAUUUUUUUUUUUCUCUCUUCUCAUUCACGUCUAUUCCUUCACCUGAAAAUGUGUGAAUAUUUCACAGCAUGAUUGAGUGGAAAUUUCACAGCGUAUGGAUAUUUCACAGUACUGUGUUUUUUGUGUGUGGUACUGUGCUUUAUUAGCCGAGUCACAUAUUAGGGUGAAUCACAACAUAUAUUUUUGAAGCAAUAUUUCACUACAAAAUACAAAAAGUAAUUAUUUUGCAUAAAGAAAAUGGCUAUUUUAGUGUAAUUUUUGUUUUACUUAACAGACAUUCUACUUUUGUUGUGAUGAGAUUUUUAUCUCCGUAUGGUGCAACAAAUACUAAAUUGAUAAGUAAUAUACAAUUUAAAUAUAUAAUUGUUUUCACAUUAUGUUGAUGUUAAUUAAUCCAGAAUUAAUUAAUAAGGACUUAAUUAACAUUUUAAAUAUCAAUAUCAAAGCUAAUAAAAAAAACUGUGCUGAACUAGGCUUAGUUUUGUUUAUGCAAAAUAUCCAUCUUUAUUUUCUUUGAAUUUUGGGGUGAAAUAUGACCAGGACAUUUUCUUGACAUGCUUGACAUGAGAUUUAACACAAACACCACAUGUACUGUAUUUAUUAUCAGUUGAUUUGAACUGAUAGUUGUUGUUUUUUAGAUAUAAAUCUCAAUAAGGGAUCAUCAGCUGAACCAUCAGUCAUGGAAAAAAAACCCGGCUUGGGCUGAUAUGUGCUCAGCUGUUGUAUCCUCAGGUGUGAGUGGAAAUGAGCUUUAAAUGCAAACACAGCUGAUUACUCAACAGUGGUCCAUUUUGAAGUGAUACAGCCUGGUCGUGAUGCAAUAUCCAAUGGUGGAAUGGAUGUAGACUCCAUUUUUCUUGUUAUUAAUGUGAAUGAAAAUGUUGCUGUACUCUGGGGUACACUCUUGGGCAAGUUAAGUUUUUUCAUUCAAAGACUUGAACUUCAAAGACUUGUUCAUUCACAUCAAUAUAAAUAGGAUGUCUACCCAACCAUUGGCCAUUGCAUCAAGCAUACUGUUACACACAUAAAUGCUAUUGUCGUUAUCAACACACAAAUAGCUGAACCGCUGAGGUCGCGACAAACAGCGAGGCUAUUUUGACACAUUUGCGUAUUGCCAAGUUUCAUAGCUUCCCUAUUCAGUGUUCACAUUGUCAGCAAAAUAUUUCAGCUUAGUCGACAAACCGUAUGUGAUUUGCAAGGUCAUCAAACAAGGUCUCUUCAGAGCCAUUGUGUGUCAAGCUACAAAUCGGUGUUGUGUUGUGAAGGUCUGCGGCGGAAUGACAUUUUGAGUGAAGUUACAAUUGUUCGUUUAUUGGUUUUCAUGAAAAUAAGAGUGAGAAAUACCCAUAGUGUUCCUCUGAAUCACAUUUUUUUGGGUGAUUUUUAGCGAUUCAGUAAUUCUUUUUAAGUGAUGGCAGUUUAAGACAGUAUUCCUGCUUAGCAUUUCUUUUUCUUCCUAGUUUACAACCUGCUGUCACCUCCCAUAUGGUUAGAAUUUGACCUCGCCUGGUCGUUUCCUUCACUACUGUGUUGAUGCGAAUUCCAUGAAGGAGAACAGGUGCCUUCUGUUUCCAUCGAUGAAAUUCUGUCUGUCGAGAAGUGUGGAGACAGGCACAGGCACAGGGAAGAUUUCCUUUCCAUCUGGCUUUGCUUUAUCUCGCGACCUUAUUCAGAUUUCAAUAAACGGGAUAGUUUUACCCCAUCUGUCAGCGCAUGUUUGAUGCUUUUGUGUCGAGUUGAGGGGGAAUGAAACCCAAUGCUUGGAGUUUAGUGGGUUCAGUAUUAAUGAAAGUUUUUAGGUAUAGAAGUCCUGUUGUUAAAGAUAAUGAGGAAUAACCCAAUUGGUUUAGAGAUUUAAAUAUCUGCACUUUUCCAAUUUAUCUCUUUAUUAACUUCCUGAAAUUUCAGGUUUUUGGGCAUUAGGCCUGAAACAUAUUGUAUGCAAUUUCCAAAACCCGAUAUUGUGCAUAACUGCAUUCCCAAAUGUCAGUCUACAAUUCAUAAAGUGAUGCAAGCAAUAAGCUAUUUUUCCUUUCACAUUAAAGGGUUACCCCACCCCAAAAUGAAAAUGUUGUCAUUAAUCACUUACCCCCAUGUAAUUUCAAACCGGUAAAAGCUUUGUUCGUCUUCGGAACACCAUUUUAAGAUAUUUUGAAAGAAAACCGGGAGGCUUGUGACUGUCCCAUUGACUGCCAAGUAAAUAACAGUGUCAAGGUCCAGAAAAGUAUGAAAAGCAUCAUCAGAAUUUUAUUUUUGUUUUCUUCACAUAAUAAAGUAUUCUCGUCGCUUCAUAAAGUUACAGUUGAACCACUGAUGGCAGAUGGACUAUUCUGAUGAUGCUUUUCAUACUUUUCUGGACUUUGACAGUGUUAUUUAUUUGGCAGUCAAUGGGACAGUCACAAGCCUCCCGGUUUUCAUCCAAAAUAUCUUAAAUUGUGUUCUAAAGACAAACACAAUUGACCAACGACAUGGGGGUAAGGGAUUAAUGAAAAAAAAAAAUCAUUUUGGGGUGGAGUAUCCCUUUAACCACUGUUAUGGAAGAGCUACAGUUUAAAGAGCAUCGUAAUUAGGAAAUGAAAUUAAUGACGUUUAUAGCUAGCUACCUGAAUAUAGGCUGUUCACACUAAGAACGAUAACUGUAAAGGUAACGCUGACUAUAUUAGUGUCCGCACCAACGGACGUUAAAACAUUCAGUUUAUUAUAAACUAACGCUGCAGUUUUGUCACCUGCUGCUUUAAAUACUCUUCUUAAGCUCUUUACAAUAAAAUAAAUUCUGGUGAUGUUUUUAUCAUUCUUCAGGUGGAAUUUUUUUUUUUUUUUAAGUGAUUCCAACGAUAUCUUUCCACUGUGAUGUGGACUUCGUAACUGCCAUAGAAUUAGAUUUUUUUUUUUUUUUUUUUUACUGCCAUAGAAUUAGAAAAUAUUUUUGUCACAGUUAAGGCCCAUUCAAAACAAGAAUGUGAACUUAAAAGUUAACUGUUACGAUAAUUAGCUUCCACACCAUUGGACGAUAACGUUCCUUUUAUUAUAAGUGCAGACUGCAGUUUUGUCGCCUGCCACUUUGCUCGAGCUCUUAAAUGAAAAAAAAUAGUUAAAUGGAUUCUGAUUGGUUGUCACUGUUUUUAUUGUUCAUCACUUGAAAAAAAAAAACAUUUCUGAAAGUGAUUCCAUUGAAAGCCAUUCUUCUGUGCCAUAUAGCAUUUCAAAUGAUUAUUUAAGCUUUAUAGUUAGUUAUCGUCCCUUGUGUGAACGGCCCUGAGGAACGCUGUACCCCUUUUUUUUUCUUGCCUUAAAGUGCAAUACAGUUUCGCAACCUGUGGAAAAAGUUCUCAAUGAUUUUGAGUUUUCAAUCUUCUGUCCUAUUUCAAUUCAAACUUCUUUUUGCGUCACAAUAAUGGGCACCUUUAAAUGCACUUUGCAAGAGAGGUUAGCAUACUUCUUUUUUUUUUUUUUUGCAUACUCCAAGAUUGUUGCCAUCUUAUUUUACUAAAUGAUUUGUUCCUAAAUCUAGUGAGCUACCAUGCCGUCUUCUAAUUUAGCAGCUGCCUUCUAAUGUAAGAUCAAGCAUCAGUGGCAGGAGACUACAUGUUGCUAAGCUAACACAAUACCAUGCCACUACUCUCACAAUAGACCAGUUUAUUUUGCUUGAACUCGUGUUUAUUGAUGUGUUUUCAGUAUUGAGUGAAAUUUUCAUAUUUAACAUUUCUUUCGACUUGUCCUCCAUCUUGGAUUGAUUUUUUUCACACAGUGCAUUCUGGGAUUGUCUUCUCUGUGAAAGAUACUUGCAGUGCUGGUUUAAAGUUUGGCUUGGUUGUCAUCCUUCACAACAGGCAUCUGUAAUGCCUUGAAAUGCUGUCUAGGUAGGAAGGUGAUUGGUUUUGCUUUAGCGCACCAUUUUUCUAACGUUUGCUGCAAACAUUACGCACAAUCACAACUUUACCACAUUUGUUCUAUAUUAUUCUGUAUCACCUCUGCCUUUAAAAGGGUAGUUGCUGUUACUAACAUCAAAUAUAAUCUGGGUCGGUUCCAUCUUAAGAGAGGUUUAUAUGAUACCAUUAUAGUUACAUUAGUAUUCACCAUAGUUGACUUUAACUGCUGUCCAGUAAUAAUAGCAAAUAUUGUGUAUUCAUAUGUUGGAAAUCACAUUUCACCACUAGUUUCAUUGAUGGACCAACAUUGCUAUAAAGUUCUUAGGAAUCGAAUAUACUUAACAUUUAUCACUAUGCUGUACAUAAAACUAAGGCAGUGACAAUACUCUGGUAGUAAAGUUUUGAUUACAAUCUUUAAAAAUAGAAGAAAAACGAAGUGGUUUUAUGGUCUGUGAACAAUAUUACUAAAACAAGGGAAGCUCUUAUUUUUUGGAGUACCUCUGUCUUUCUCUAUGUGUUCUUUUUCUAUAUAUUUUUUCCAGUUGACCCUUAACAUUGUGAAGUUACUAUUAUGUUGUAAAUGAAUGCUGUAAUAUUUUGCAGAGUAUGUGUGAGGUCUAUUCAAUAUUUUGCCUUAUUGUUAUAAUGUCCAGUAGUUUAAUUCCUUUCGUUAUUGUUGUUAAAGGACCACCGUGAUCCUUUACCAUAGUGAUACUGCUAUGAAUGUGAUUUAGUCCAAGUGAGAAAAUAAAUGCAACUGCAAUGCAACGUG